UUUGAAUUGCUUUUUCACGUAUAACGACAUGACCUCUACUGCGCUCUGUAUUUUCGUUGCCUAGUAACGAUUCAAACAACCAUAAUAAUGCAUGUACAUCUGAGAUAACAGCUUCGGGCUUUAAUCACACAAAAGCUUGUUUCAAAUGAUGGAUGGGCCUAAACAGUUAGACAAAGAAACUUUGCAAGACCUCUACGCGUGGAUAGACAACAUACCGCUCUCCAGACCCAAACGGAAUAUAACAAGAGAUUUUAGCGAUGGAGCAGUUAUGGCUGCAGAAGUAGUGAAGCAUUUCUUCCCUAAACUGGUGGAGCUGCACAACUACACGCCCGCACAUUCCACGCAACAGAAGCUGAGUAACUGGAGCACCUUGAACAGAAAAGUUUUCUCCAAGCUGAACUUUCAUGUACCUGAGGACUUGGUGAAGAAAAUUGUGGUCAACACAGCAGGCUACAUUGAACCAGUCCUUUGCUCUCUGAGAGAGAAGAUAGAGGAAAAGAGAGCAGGAAAACAAUUAGAUGGCACACAGGACUUGGAAUAUUACAGCACAACAAAUGGACAGCCGAGAACAGUGAAUCAUCUGAUGGUUUUUGAGUCCACUCCAGCCUCCAAUCAAGCCACUGUGAAGAUAACAGACAAAGUCAGUGGUGCUGCAGCCUUGGGAACAAAUGUGGAUCCAUCUGUCCGUUUACUCUUGGAGGAAAAGGAGCAAGCCAUUUUGGCUUUACAGCAGACUGUUGAGAUUUUACAGAUUAAAGUAAACAGAUUGGAGCACCUUGUGCAUCUUAAGGACCUACGCAUUGAGGACUUGACAAAGCACUUAGAGCAAUAUAAGGCAAGCAACUCAUGAUCUCAUUAUUUCAUUACAUUGCCACCAUCAGGAAUUGUAUUUCUGGAAGUGCAUUCUAUAUGCAUACUCAAGACUCUUAGUAAACUGUUAGAAAAAGCAGGUGUGUUGUCCAUGUGAAAACAUCUCAUCUUUUUCCACACCUGUUUCCUAACAUGUGGAUGUUAGCAUCAGAAACUCUGACAGCAAUUUCUUUAACAUGCAUAUUGCAUUAGCAGAGACCAUCUUCAGCAGUUUAUGCUUCUGCUUAUGAAUGAUUCACCAGUAUCAGCAACUUUUUAUUUUUAGAAUUUACGUUGUAUUUUUUAGAGACUUGUUUUUUCCCCCUUUCUUUUUAUUCACUAUUUAAGAACAGACCUCCAUCAAUGUUGAUUGUGAUAAUCUUACUGAGCUUACUCUCAACAGUAACUGCAGUGAUAGUGGUUUUAUUUUAUGUGGAUUUAUUGAACGUUAUAUUUAGCAUAGUCACUUUGAUGUUAUAGUUGUGUGAUUUUCAAAAUAAUUUUCCGUUGUACCCAGUUGAUUCUGUUUUUGUCUGUAGUUAUUUUGUGAUUUUGUUGGUCAUUCUAAAUUGUUUGUAAGACUAUUAUUAGUUGUCAUGUCAUAAAACCAGUAUCCUGGUCUGCCAUGUUUGUGGCUGAUGUUAGAUGUUGAAAUUAAAGUAUUUGUAUUCAAA
Messenger RNA from Megalobrama amblycephala (Wuchang bream), 1523 nucleotides. RefSeq names its product sperm flagellar 1 (gene spef1). Gene Ontology annotation, molecular function: microtubule binding. Gene Ontology annotation, cellular component: axoneme. The record is from RefSeq and is a predicted model, not a curated record. Gene Ontology annotation, biological process: regulation of cytoskeleton organization. The transcript has 7 exons. Lineage: Eukaryota; Metazoa; Chordata; Actinopteri; Cypriniformes; Xenocyprididae. The coding region runs from base 146 to 850 and encodes 234 amino acids.